AUGGCAGCUGGGAAUAGAAUGUGCUCCUCUGCAGCUGUGCAGACUCUGAAAGCGCAGUCUCCCGAGCUCAGGACCCACAUCGAUUCCGAAUUAGAGCGGAAUGUGAACGCAUCAUCGGCUCCGCUUCUUAACCUGUCCCUCGCAUCGUCAGCCAUUCCCCCGGCCGUCAGUCAGCAGAUGAAAACAAAUUCACCCGUCACCCCCGAGCUGGGCGGCUUCAGGAGGGUGUGCCGGACGGAGGACGCCGGCCCCUGCCCCUUCCCGGGCCUGGAGGCCGGGGUGCUGCAGAUGCGGGUGAAGGAGGGCAGUAAGAUCCGGAACCUGAUGGGCUUCGCCAUGGCGCGCGUGCAGGGGGAGGGCGCCGCCCGCCAGGUGGUGUUCGCCGGCUCGGGCCGCGCCGUCACCAAGACCAUCACCUGCGCCGAGAUCAUGAAGCGCAAGGUCCCGGGGCUGCACCAGCUCACCAAGCUGCACUACACCGCCCUGCAGGAGGUGUGGGAGAGCCAGGAGGGGCCGGCCUCCGAGAUGACCGUGCACAGGACCGUCCCCUCCAUCAGCAUUCUCCUCUCCAAAGACCCCCUGGACCCCUGCGAGCCCGGCUACCAGCCCCCCGCCGACCCCAGCGCUCCCUGGGAGACCCCGGGCCGCAAGGAGGAAGAGGAGGAGGAGGAGGAGGAGGAGGAAGGAAGCGGUCUCCCCCUGACCGCCAGCAAGAGGCCGUACUGCCCAGCAACUCAUACCAGCCAGGCUGCCUCCAAGAGAGUGUGUUUGAUGGACCGGUCUCACCAGUGCUGACCCACCUGCUCUUUUAGGGACAAUACAGGACAGGUAUAAAUACUGCUCACUAUGUGCCAAACACAGGGGAAAAAGAACUUCUUACUUUGAGACAGAGUGCUACUCAUUCUGAUAACAGCCACAGUUAAUGAACUGAAUGUGUCUCUGUAGGUUUAUUGCAUAUAUGAUAAUGCUCUUGCCAGUUUGUGAGGAUUGUAAUGAACAAGCACACGCAGGGAGACUGAAAUGGGUUAUUGCUUGAAUGCCGUUUGAAUGUUACAGAACACAAAAGAUUCCCAUUGUCGUUGUUUAGAUGUACAGAGGUAAAGCAGACCACAGGUAACUUUAUCUGAUGGUAAGUGAUCAUAUUUCUGCCGAUAUCCUGCAUUAAACUAUUUGUUUCAAUUAUACUUCAUACUGGUAUAC
Molecule: messenger RNA, 1200 nt
Organism: Conger conger (European conger)
Lineage: Eukaryota; Metazoa; Chordata; Actinopteri; Anguilliformes; Congridae
Product: ribonuclease P protein subunit p25-like protein
Exons: 4
Coding region: 1-795 (264 amino acids)
Biological process (GO): tRNA 5'-leader removal
Cellular component (GO): ribonuclease MRP complex
Molecular function (GO): RNA binding
Source: RefSeq, a predicted model, not a curated record